Molecule: messenger RNA, 2028 nt
Organism: Trichoderma citrinoviride
Lineage: Eukaryota; Fungi; Ascomycota; Sordariomycetes; Hypocreales; Hypocreaceae
Product: intra-golgi transport complex, subunit 6
Exons: 2
Coding region: 1-2028 (675 amino acids)
Biological process (GO): intra-Golgi vesicle-mediated transport
Cellular component (GO): COG complex
Source: RefSeq, a predicted model, not a curated record
AUGGCUUCCACGAACAACAUUCACCAACAUAAUGGCUUCUCCCCUAGCCACUCAAAUGUGUCCAGUGCCAAGGGAUCCGACCUAAUAGUCCUGAAAGUUGCAUCGGUACUUUCUACAUCCUACUCCGAUAACGAUUUUCGCGAUGCCAUCCUCCUCGCCGAUCAACGGUCUGUGGGAAGCAAUGGCAAGAACAGGCGCCAACUUCGACUGGACCUCCUAGGAGAAGCAAUUGGCUGCAAUGGCGAAAUUGUUGGAGAAAUGGGCUUGGUCGCGGAGCGACUAAAACUUGUUCGAGGAGUAGUUGAAAGAUUGAAUUCCCGGAUUCAAGACAUGAAGCGUCAAAUCGACUCGGCCCAUGACCAAACAACGCCGGCUCUCCGAGGGAUGGCAUCACUUUUCGAGCAACGAUUGGCUAUAGAGAGAAAGCAAGAGAUUCUUGGUGCCAUUGAGAGCUAUUUCGUCAUGACGGACGACGAGAUCGAGUCGCUAACUUCAACUAUGAUACCGGUUGACAAUUCGUUCUUCUCUAGUCUCCAGAAAGCUAAACGAAUUACUCUUGGUUGUGACAUACUUCUAGGCUUUGAAAGCCAGACCCUUGGCCUGGAAUUGAUCGAAAGGACAUCCGUACAUGUAAACAUGGCUUUCCAAAAGCUUUACAAAUGGGUGCAACAGGAAUUCAAAACUUUAAACCUAGAAAAUCCUCACGUCAAUCCCUCUAUGCGACAAGCUUUACGGGUCCUUGCGGAGCGGCCCUCUCUUUUUCAGAAUUGUCUAGACUUGUUUGCAGCAUCCAGAGAACGGUCUCUAUCCGAAGCCUUUCACUGCGCCCUCACCGGUGUUACACCACAAGGCACUGAAGACGCCUCGAUCAGGCCAAUCGAUUUGACAGCACACGAUCCUCUCCGUUAUGUAGGCGACAUGUUUGCCUGGGUCCAUUCUGCCACUGUGGGCGAGCGGGAAGCGCUUGAAACUCUGUUUGCUGGUGGCAGAGACGAGACGCUUUAUGCAUCAACAUCAAGUCCAAAUGCAGCGCGUUGGAAUCUUCCCGUGGACGAGGGACUCGAAGGCAGUGAUUUCAGGGUUCGAGAGGUCGUCGGACAACUCAUGGACCGUAACUUCCUACCUGUUGUUCGGAUACUACGUCAACGUGUCGAGCAGGCCAUCCAGUCCAACGAAGACGUCAUCCCUGCCUAUAAGAUCUCAACGCUCCUCAGCUUCUAUCGGGCGACCUUUGAGAAGCUUUUAGGCGUGGGGUCUAGCUUAGAAGAAUGCACGGGAGGUUUGGAGAAAGUGGCAAAGCGUCAAUUUCGAUCUCUUGUCAGGGAUAACAUCUUAUCCAUCCAAGCAGAGUUCCAGCAAGUCCCUUCGAACUUGGAGCCUCCCCGAUUUCUCCAGGAUGCUUUCAAGCAGCUGGGUGCCAUCCUCCAGAUUUACGAAUCCUCUCUGUCUGCUUCAGAAGACUCUGGAAGCGAGAUUCAGGGAAUACUGUCAGAAGCUUUUGAUCCAUUCAUGUCUGGGUGUGAGGAGAUAGCGAAACCCAUGACAUAUCCUGAAGGAGGAAUCUUUCUCGUCAAUUGCAAACUUGCCGCAGCUCAUUGUCUUGGCAGCUUUGAAAGCACGAUUUUUCGAGCUACUCAAAUUCGAGACGACAUUGCACAAGACGCUCUGAAACUGAUCGAUGAUCAGCAUGCUGUCUUCCGCCGGAAAUCGGGCCUGGAUACCCUGCUGAAGAAUCUGGAUGAUGGUGAACAGGUUGACGUGAGCCAGGCGUCCGUUAGUCGAGCAAGUCAAGAGUUGGACGACUUCCUCCCUUCCGCGUUGAUGGAUGCAAUGGAUAGAUUGAAGGGGCUACAGGAUGCGGAGAUGGCCCGAGAAAUCAUAGAACAAGCAGCUGAGAGGUUCUGUACUGAUUUCGAGAGGCUGGAGGAAUUCCUUGCAAACCAGAAGAAUGGCGAGGAUGCUUCUAAUUCAGAUGGAAGCUUGAGUCUCUCAAGGACAUCGGCCGAGAUCCGCGUGCUCUUGUCUUAG